Messenger RNA from Porites lobata, 3826 nucleotides. NCBI's taxonomy places the organism in Eukaryota, Metazoa, Cnidaria, Anthozoa, Scleractinia, Poritidae. The record is from the annotation of a GenBank genome assembly.
CUUUUUUACCAUUGAGGGAGCGAGGAGUGAGGAAAAUUUAUCUACCCAUAGUAUACCAAUUUGUAUACCUGUUUUCUUUGUAGAAAAUGUCUAAACGAGGAGGUAGGUCUAUAAAUAUCUUCUCUUUUUGUCUUAUUAAUUUGCUUGCUAAAUGGCAUAUCUGUGGUUGUGUACACAGGACGAGGAAAAGGACAUCAUAAAGGUCGAAGGCGCCAUUUUACUGAUGCUGAAGAAUUAAGAAUGGAAAUGGAAAAGGAGAAACGACAGCAGGAUUGGAGGGUAAAACGGCUUUAUUUGACUUCAUUUUGUAUUUAAUAAAAUCAGUAAAACAAUUACAAGGAAGUUCCAAUGACUCGUAAUUGUAGCAAUAUAAUUGGAACGUCGUACCUGGCAUAUUUCUAGCUUCCUCGAAAAAACGUGAUUUUUGAACUGUGGCACGCGUGGUGCAAUACCCGCAUAAUUUCAAAAGAAGUGAAUAAAAUCAUUAACGCAUGGCAUUCUUUAGUUAUUGUUAGACGUACAGUACUACAUAAAAAGUACAAUAGCCUUAUUAGAACAACACAAGGCUGUUGUUAAAAUAAUUAAUUAGCUGUUGAGGAGCAUAUUAAUAUAUAAUUUAUCAGCAUAUCAAGGUGCUUCUCAUUUCCAUUGGAAUUAUUGCACAUCUAGUGCAUAGUUGAUGUAAAGUGCUAUGAUAGAAUUAACUGUUUUGCCUUCUUCCUACUUAGAUUGUGAUGGUUUCACUAUGGGUGGAUUUAUUUGCAGCAUACAUGUAUAGUUGUCACAUUUGCCUGCUGGAGUAUUUAAUUGUUUUUAAGCCUAAAAACAAUUUAAAAAUUCCAGUGGGCAAAUGCGACGGUUAUACGCGUUUGUUGCAAAUGUAUCCAGCCUAUGUUUUGACUGAAUUGAGUUUUAAUGUUCUUUAUCCAGGAGAGAAAAGAAGGUGAAGGGUCUGGUGAUGAAGAUGGAGCUACUUCCAGGAAACUUGAAUCUGAUAGUGAUGAGGAUUCAGAAAGUGAGGAAGAGAUGGUAUGCUACAGUCUUUUGUCUGUUUCAUGCAGUGAUCGUCAUCAUCAUCAUCAUCAUCAUCCAGGAACUCUUUAUUUUUACUGUAGGGAAAACCUAAAGGAGUCAGUGGUCUCAUAGAAAUAGAAAAUCCAAACAGAGUAGCUCAAAAAACGAAAAAGGCAACCAAUGUAGAUGUCAAUGAUGAUAAGCCACAGCUGUCUCGAAGAGAAAGGUUUGUAAUCUUACUGUCAGUAGUAAUAUAAAUUUAUUACUGAAUUGAAAUGGAUGAGUUGAAUCAUAAUUAUUUUGAACUGCCGAUAAAGAUAUGAAAGUGAGAAGAGUUUGUAAUGUACACGAUGGUGGAAAUAAUAAUAUACCAUUGCGUUAUUAUGAACUCGUAAUGGCCUGCUGUCAGGUUGGCUUGAUUAGCUCAAUGGAUAGAGCAUUGCAUCCGGGCAUCACAAAGUUCAGGGCUCGAUCCCAGGUCAAGCCUGAAUUUUUUCAGGUUCUUUUUCAACAGCUUAGUUUGUUCAUUCUACUGCUAAGAUCUUGUUCACUUUCAUAUUAACUAUUACUCAUGCCCAAGUGAGGGACAUGUCAACUUCCUCCCUUUUCUGUCUUGGGACAUUUUUUGCAGCCCCAGUUCUCAUUUCAUUUCACUCACCCAGGCUGAAUCUGCGAGCGGGCAAGAUGAAGUGAAUUUGUGUUCUGAUUGGCUACCUGAAGUUUGGAGGUUUUUUUUUUCAUCAUGGCAAGAGAUUGAUUCUUGCACUUGUCAAGGUUUCUUUGGUUCACUUAUCUAACAACCUUGAGUCCAGAAAAAGUCGUCAAAUUUUGCAUCCACAAAUUUGUAUGAAGCCUGUGGUUUCUGUGCAUUCUACAAGAGUCAGAUUAGUGAAAAAGCUGUGAAACAGGGCCAGCAGUUUUUUUUACUGUGAUGAAAAGAAUCUUUCAUGAUAUUGAUACGGUAAUUUAAAGAUCGGGGUUUAUUUAUUGCACCCUAGUAACUGACUGUGUCAAUAUCUCCUCAUGUUCAAGAUGAUCAAAAUGGAAACAGGCUUUCUUGAGUUUUUAAUUGUUACUGCAGGUUCUGUUUUUCCAGUAUUAGGCAGGGAUAUAGCUAAGAAAAUGAUAAGCAGGCUUUUUGGUUAUUCAAGCCAACUGUUUUACUGAUCUCCAUCUCUAAAAUUCCCACAUCUUUGUUUUCCUUUCAAUUUGAGCUGGUGAUAAGCUCUUUUUCAGCCAGCAGCUGGCUCUUUGCGACAUCCCUGAUUAGGUCUUUUUCAAUCAUGUGGUGACCAGCUAUGUAAAUUUCUUGGAACAAAGAAUUUUUUUAUACAUGAGAAAAGAUUUUAUCUUACCUUGAAAGCAGAGGUUUCUUUCUGGCAUGGCUUUCAGCAUUUGUGAUCUCAUUUACAUUGCUUGUCAGGUGCAUAGACACAACUGACAUGCCACGCAAACAAAUGCGCAAAUGCUAAAAGCCAUGCCAGGAAGAAACCUUUGCUCGCAGGGUAAUUUGAUCCUCACAGAGAUUUUUUGGUAUACCGACAUGGCCGCUGUGAUGUCAUGACAAAAUGAUCUAUUGCUACAACAUUUUGCUCCCUAAGUUUGUAAAUGAUGUUUUUAUGACAUAGAAAAUUGAGGUGUGCUUUAAGUCCAUGAAACAAAAAUAAACAAAAAGCUUGAAAACCACUGCAUACCUUUUGACCCACUAGGGGCUCUGGUGUCUUUUACUUUCCAGUUUCUUUGCUUGUUUGGUUGGAGAGUUUCAUCACUUUCAUGCUUUGUGAAACCCUUUCAGGAGCACUGUUGUAAGUGUUACCUUGUAACUUUAACUACUACCUUCAUAAAUUGUUUUGAAAUUGAUUUUAGGGAGGAAAUUGCCCGGCAACAAAAUAUAAUGCGAGAGAGGAAACUUCAAGCAGAGGGUAAAACAGAUCAAGCUCGGAGUGACUUAGCUCGACUAGCAAUCAUUAGAAAACAGAGAGAAGAUGCAGCACGGAAGAGAGAAGAAGAGAAAAAAGGUACAAUUUUAUUGUCUCUAAAUUCUGAAAGUUUACUUAAAAUUCCUAGUGUUUGAAAUUGGAAACUACACAAUUGUUUGCUUUGUUUGACAACAUACCGGUAACUAUCUCGGGUAUGAAGCAUUUUCAACCAAAAGAAGCUCAUAAUUCAAAAUCCUCAGGUAUUUGAUUGUAGUUUAUUUAAUCAGUGUUUGCAAGGUGGGUUGCUUGAAAAUAGUGAUAAAUAGAUGCCGUAAAAUUCCGAAAAUAAGCCCCGGGGCCUAUAUUUUUCAAAGGCCGUUUUUGAGGGGCUUAUUUUUGGAGGGGCUUAUCUAUGGAGGGAAAUUUGCGUCUCAAAAUCGAUGGGGCUAGCCUUAUAGUUGGAAGUAAAUUUACCGUUUUUGCUUUGUUUUACUUUGUAUUUGAGGGCAAUUUUCCAAGUACAAGCCCCCGGGGGCUUAUAUUAAAUUUUGGAGGGGUGAUUUAAUGGAGGGUUUUUUGCAUUACCGGUUUGGGGGGCUUAUAUUUGGAGGGGCUUAAACAUGGAGGGGCUUAUUUUCGGAAUUUUACGGUAUGCAAAUAUUGGUAGUUGUGAUUAUACGAUAUUUGUUUUAAGCACUUAUCUUUCCUUUUUUUCUCUCAGCGAAAGAAGCUGCUCAAGCUGCAAAAUCUGCAAAGCGGUAAUAGAGGCUACAUGAAGGAUGACUGACGAUCUACAGCAUCCCUUGCAGAGAAUUGACUUAUAGAGGAAUGAGCACAAUAAGAAGCCCUAUGGCCAGAGAUAUUCAUAUGCUUGCUAUAUCUUGUGGAAUAAC